This is a messenger RNA of Micromonas pusilla CCMP1545, 240 nucleotides long. RefSeq lists its product as uncharacterized. The record is from RefSeq and is a predicted model, not a curated record. Lineage: Eukaryota; Viridiplantae; Chlorophyta; Mamiellophyceae; Mamiellales; Mamiellaceae. The coding region runs from base 1 to 240 and encodes 79 amino acids. The transcript has a single exon.
AUGGUCGUCGGGUCCGACGAGAGCUACUUCGCGACGUUCGACGCGGUGCGCGAGGCGUACUUCCCGCGCACGAACGAGUGGAUCGGAGAGUACCCGUUUCUCGACAGGCGCGCGAUGCCGGCGGUGAGCGCGAGGAUAUCGAGGGACGCGGAGGACCGCGCGGCUUUCGCGGAGCGCGAGAGGAGGGAGCGCGCCGCCGGCGCGGGAGGGGGAGGGUACGGACCGGGACCGCCGCCGUGA